Messenger RNA from Aspergillus homomorphus CBS 101889, 854 nucleotides. Its product is annotated as streptomycin 3''-adenylyltransferase. The record is from RefSeq and is a predicted model, not a curated record. The transcript has a single exon. NCBI's taxonomy places the organism in Eukaryota, Fungi, Ascomycota, Eurotiomycetes, Eurotiales, Aspergillaceae. The coding region runs from base 1 to 768 and encodes 255 amino acids.
AUGUACAACAACAACCUGCCAGAAGAGGUGGAAACCUACCUUCAAGAGAUAGUCCAGCGUCUCACAGAGUACCUAAAAGAUCAGCUAAUCGGAGUAUAUCUCUUCGGUUCCGCAAGUUACGACGCCUACGAGCCCGGUCUCAGCGACCUCGACGUGCAAGCUAUCGUGAGAGAUCCACUCAACACCGUCGACAAGCAGGCAAUCAUAUACCAAUUGAGCCAGAGCGCCUUACCUUGCCCGGCGACCAAACUCGAACUUGUGGUAUACGCGCACGGCGCGGUGUAUCCAGCCACCCGUCACCCUGUUUUCGAACUGAACCUGAACACCGGACCUCACCGACCCGAUCAUAUCAGCUUGGAUCCCGCGAACGAGUCAAGCCACUGGUUCUUGAUCGAUAUCGCGAUGGGCCGUGAACUGGGUCGCAGCCUGCACGGCCCGGAUCCGACUGACGCUUUCGGCGCGAUCCCCCGGCGCUGGAUUCUCGAAGCGAUCGCGACUUCGCUCGAUUGGCACCGCGCAAAUGAACUCAACUCGGCUAAUAGCGUUCUGAAUGCUUGCCGGGGCUGGAGGUUCAUUGUCUCGGGCAAGUUCUCGUCGAAAUUGGACGGGGCUAAAUGGGCGUUGCAGCAACAGGGCUGUCCGGAUGUUGUCAACCUCGCUAUUGCAGCGCGCAAAUCUGGAGAUGAACUCCCUGCGGCCCAGGUGAUGAUGCUUUACGAUAUCGUUAUGGCGGCCAACCGUGCCGAACUCGCGACAGAUUUGGAGUGAGCAUUACAAUAGCUAUCGCAGCAUGUGAGUCAUCUAAGUCACGGUGCCGGGGUGACAAUGGGAUUAUUCAUUUCUACAGUCUCAAG